Molecule: messenger RNA, 2756 nt
Organism: Thrips palmi
Lineage: Eukaryota; Metazoa; Arthropoda; Insecta; Thysanoptera; Thripidae
Exons: 10
Coding region: 272-2134 (620 amino acids)
Molecular function (GO): metal ion binding; ubiquitin-protein transferase activity
Source: RefSeq, a predicted model, not a curated record
UCAUGGUCACCACUCAUAUUGGUCUUGCAUUUCAUCCGACGUCUUGCAGGAGCUACAAACGAGUCAGAGGCACCGAUCGCCACAAACGAGUCGGGCGCCUGGACCCGAACACAAGUAACCAAGCACAUCGGCUUUUCCUUUGUCUUCUUGUCCUCAUAAUCAGACAUCAUCAGGGUCCACCACUUCUCAGCCCAACUCCGAGCCAUUGAUCUUGUGUCAAACUUGACGAAAUAGCGGCCACGGCGCCACGAGGAAGGUACGCCAGUCCGAGAUGGAGUGUUACGUGUGCUUAGACCAAUUUGACAUCUACUCCGCUGACCGUCGACCCAAGGUCUUGCCGUGCGGCCACUCCUUCUGUCUGCGGUGCCUGCAAGGGCUGCAGAUCAGGAGGUGUCCUCUGGACAACAAAGUGUUCGCCGAAGAACCGCAGACGCUGCCUGAUAACUUCCUUGUCAUCCAGUCAUGCAACACCGCCGCCGAGACGGCCGCGUCGCGCUUGUGGUGCCGCACGUGCCGCAAGCACGCGUCCGACGACUGCGUGGACGAGCACUCCGUGUGCACGGUCAAGAAGGCGCGCGGCGAGGAGGCGCGCCCGCUGCUGGAGGCCCUGGAGUCUGGCGAGGCGGCCCUGGACAAGCUGGACGUGAUGGUACAAGCGUCCUCCGUGGCGCAGCUCGAAAUGCGCGCCGCGCUGCGGCACGACAAGUCCGUCCUGGCCGCGCUGAGGGGCAGCCUGCGCGACGCGGAGAAGGCCGACGAGGACGUCUGGGAGAAGGCCAGGCAGGCCGCGAUGCGAGUCGGACUGUGGGAGCACGGUACCCGGAUCGUGGCUGAUCCUGCCACUAGGUGUACCCUGACCGUGAACUCCGGAGACAAAGUGGUGUGGCGUGGACCUCUGGACGGCAACAGCGGGCUCGUCAAGAUGCUCUUGUGCCAGUUGGCUCACCACGGUGACCUGCAGCAACCGCGUCAGCAACAGCCGGAGCCCUUGGGUCAGCAACAGCCAGUGCAGCAGCCGGAGGCAAUGAUUCAGCAACAGGAGGUGCCUUCGCAGCACCCGACAAUGCAGCAGGAGCAACCGCGUCACCAGCAGCUUCAGCAACAGCUGGUGCCAGUGCAGCAAGCGAGGCAACGACCUGAUGCCGCCCGCUGGCGCGAGCGCGCUAACGAGGGUCAUCGCGUGCUGAGCGACCAGGAGAUGGCUGCUAAGAUGGAGGUGGGCGCCAGAGUGGCCCGGGGCAGGCACUGGCCCCAGGGAUGCACUUCGGACGGCACGCCCCCCAGCGCGGGCACUGUCUCCAGCAAUUACGGCAACUCGGACGUGGCCGUCAAGUGGGACCACUGCAUCGCGUCGGCAGCAACUUGGUUCCGCAGGUCCCAGCUACGGCUGGUGGCACCCGCUCCGCUCACGCCGCAGAUCGGAGCAGCAGACGGGAAACACUACCUGGACAUCAACAGCAUCAGCCCAAAGACGGACGCUGCGAUGUCCAAAUUGUUGACCGGCAGAAAUCUCGCUCAGGUCCGCGUCCUGGCUGGUCUUCCCUGCCAGCAGUUCAUCACGUGGAGCCUCAAGGUCCUGGAGCAAGUGGCGCCCCUCCUGGAGGGCCUGCAGUUGGUGGCUCCCGAGCUGCGGCACCUGGGCGUGGUCCAAGCGAUGCCGAACCUGCGGGCGCUGAGCAUCACGGACACGACCAGGGAGGCGCUGCAGAUGGCGAGCCAGAUGGCAGGGCUGCGCAGCCUGGAGCUGCACUGCCAGGCGUCUGCGCCACUGUCGGUGGCGACGCCCGUCCCGGCCAGCGCCGCCGGGCUGCAGUGGCUCCGUCUCGGCGUGUACCCGCUGGCGGCCGCGCUGGCCCUGCUGCGCGCGCACGCCGGCACACUGGAGGAGCUGCAGCUGGUGGCGGCGUCCGCGGACCCCUACGGCUGCCCCGACCUGGCCGGCGAGCUCCGCGGCUGCGGCCUGAGGCGCCUCAAGAAGGUGGUCCUGCUGCGCGAGACGGCCUACGGCGCCUUCUGCCGCCACGACACGCAGACCUGCGUCAUGCAGACCGUGCAGCUGUCCAACGUGUUCCUGGAGGGUGGCGUGGACGUGGCCAUCCUCUGCAGCGAGUGCAAUGCUGGAGCGGGGUCGUGACCGGACUCGCGGACUACGACGGACCUAGCCUUGCUGGGUCGAAGGCAUGGCUGAGCUUCAGAGAGUGAUCCAAUGAAUAUAGAAACGGAAGAAGAAGAACAGAAGUGAGCCCGAAAAACCGCUUCCGCGCAUGCGCAGACAGACGUUCCCCCUACCACCCGCGCAGAAGCGGUUUUUAGGGCUGGCAUUUGUUCUUCUUUUUCCGUUUCAAAAUUCAUUGGAUUAUUCUAUUUAUCGGUGGAAUUGUUUUAUGACUCGAAGCCCCAACCUAGUUUUUGUCAUGAGAUUAGAUAUAUCGUAUUUUGUUUUGAUAUGUGCUAAUUUUUAAAGUGUUUUCGUUUAACCUGUUCCUUAUCAUGUCUUCUGAUCGGGCCUGCAUGAUCGGUAUACUUCCUGUAAUCAUUUGCUGUUCAUACAGUGGAAUCAUUUAAUUUUAGAACUUUCCUGUUCUACUUUUGUUUGUUUAUAAUCAGGCAUGCUUAUUUCUGCAUGACUACGUAAUCAAUGGCUAUUGGUUUAAUUGUAGUUUGACCCUGCGUGCGAACUUAAGGUUCCAUUCCGCAUGUCUUCGUCACAGUUGACCUAUUAAAAUCUAUUUAUAAUUAAAACUUGCGAAGGGCAA